CGCAUGCGCAGUACGAUUUGUAGGCGGGGAGCAUAUCAGCUCGAAAAAAAGGUUGCGGCGUCAUAACUCCUGUUCUUAUUAAUAACAAAUGUCUCGCUUGUCGUUUUGUGUUUUCAGCUCCAAACAUUUACUUUCGAAGAGUCCGGUUUUCCACUCAGCCUCAACAGGAUGGCUGCGGGCCGCCAGCGGGGAACCGAAGGAUGGAGCUCCUCUAAAGAAGGCUAAAACUCCCCUGGGCAGACUUGACAACGACGAGGAAAAGAACAAGGAUGUUCUGGAAAGAUUCCGUGACGAUGUGAACCCUGUGACAAAGGAAAAAGGAGGUCCCAGGGGUCCGGAGCCCACCCGUUAUGGAGACUGGGAGAGAAAGGGCCGCUGUGUGGACUUCUAGUCUGGACUAGUUUAGUGUUUGUGCAUUUUGUAAUUUGUAUUACACUUGAAUUUAUGUGGGAACAUCAAUGAAGUUCAUUUUUGCUUCUGGCGAGUAAGGCGCUUGUGCUGAAAACUGGUCUUUAUGUCAACUUGUCCACAACGUUGUGACAGAGCGGAUAUUAAAAAAAGGAUACACUAUCCUCA
Messenger RNA from Doryrhamphus excisus (bluestripe pipefish), 576 nucleotides. NCBI's taxonomy places the organism in Eukaryota, Metazoa, Chordata, Actinopteri, Syngnathiformes, Syngnathidae. The record is from RefSeq and is a predicted model, not a curated record.